CAAUCCGCCCGGUUUUCACGUCCACCAACGAGAGCGGCAUCUCGAACGCAUUUAAAAUCCCUGGAGAUUUCCACCGGCUUCGAACGAAUUUUAAAUUUUGUGAAACCAGAGCUGCAAAUUACCGCUGUGGAUCAUGUCACGGGUUUAACGGGAAAUUUCAUCUCCAAUUAUUCUCGAGUUCGUCUCAAUUUGGCAAAUUGAACUGACGCGUCGGGAGUGGAAUCACUUGUUCUCCUAAUUUCUCGCGCCAAGGUGCCCAGAAAUAAAAUAAUCGAGUGGAUGUCACGAAUAGACAGGGAGAAAUGUCCGAUCUCACGAGGUCGAGCGCGACGAAAGUGAAAAUCCCGCCGCCCCUCAAUCUUCAUCCAGAAAAUCAAGACGACGAUACGUUUAACCCGAAGACUGCUCGAAUAUUGAAGAACGAUCUAUUGUUGCACGAGGCUGUCAUCAAAAACGAGCCAGAGACAGUGAGAAAAGUUCUCCAAGAAACAGUAGCAGUCGAUUCCCGUAACAACUAUGGAAGAGCACCGAUCCAUUGGGCGGCCUCCAGGGGUAACACUGAGAUCAUUGAAAUGCUCAUCCAGGCGAAAUGUAAUAUCGAGGCGAGAGAUAAGUUCGAGAUGCGGCCACUCCAUAUGGCAGCCUGGUAUGGACAUCUAGAGGCUGUCAGGAUGCUCAUCGACGCGGGCGCAAGUGUCACAGCUGUCAAUAAAAAAAAAUUUACGCUUUUGAUGUGCGCAUCCCGUGGGAACAACCCCGGUGUAAUUGAAUAUUUAACUGAAGCCGUGAAGACCCUGGAUGUACCUGCCAUCGACUGCACAGGUGCAGCUGCUCUGCAUCAUGCCGCUGUUUCAGGGAAUCCAGGUGUCAUCGCAGCACUCGCAAAAAUACCGGAAAUUAAACUGGACGUUACCGAUAAAAAACAACAAACACCAUUGCACUAUUCCUGCGCUGAGGGCCACGGCGAGGGAGUAGAAAUUCUCAUCAAACUCGGUGCAAACUUAAACAGUCAGGACAAGGACGGAAACACUCCACUUCAUGUAGCAACGGGAAUGCGUUACACGGGAAUAGCCCAGACUCUAUUAAAAUCCAAUGCUAACGUUGAGAUAGGUGAUGACACUGGGCUAACAGCUCUACAUGUUGCUGCGAGUCAGGGCUGCAAGGGUAUAUUGGAGCUCAUCCUCCAGCACAGCAGCAUCACCAAUAAACAGUGCAAUGCUGGGAACACCCCCCUGCACCUCGCAUGCCAGAAUAAUCAAGUGGACACGGUGGAAAUACUGAUAAAACAUGGGGCUGAUCUGAAUUCCCUCAACUCGAAACUCCAAACUCCGAUACACAUUGCAGCUGAAAUGGGUCACACGGAUGUCUGCAAACUCCUGCUUGCUGCCGGAGUUAACAUCGAACAGAGGGAAAAAAGUGGAAAAACACCUUUGUAUAUCGCUGCCGGAGGUAGUUUCACUGCGAUUGUAGAUAUGAUUAUCAAAACAGCGAGAUUGGAAUAUUUGGAGGAUCAGGGCACGGAGAAGAACAGGGAUGUGAUCCCCGUGAGUAGGCGAUGGCGAGAGGAAGCGAGAAGAAGUACUGUAUCUGGUGUGUACAGUGGGGGAAUUACCGAUCAUGUGCGCAAUAUUCUCCGGAGACUGGCUUACAAGCAACUCGGUGCUGGGGACUGGAGGAAACUCGCACUCCACUGGGCAUUUACCCAUGAUCACAUACACGCCAUUGAGCAACAGUACACUGGGUCUUCGAGCUACAAAGAGCACGGCUAUAGGAUGCUCAUGAUAUGGGCCUCUGGACUCAGCCCUGAGCUCCAUUUAAGCAAGGAAUUGCACGAAGCACUUUUGGCUAUCGAUAAAAAAAAUGUCGCUGAUAAAGUUCAAAAACAUCUGGAUCAAGAGGAUGACGACAAAAGCAAUAAACAACGUUGCCACAGGUGCACAGUCACGUGAAUCCCUCCAUCGAGACUGAACAAAUAUAAACAAUUUUUUUACUGUUUAGAAAUAACGCUGAUACAACCUAUGGAGAAAACAAACGCUUAUAGCAAGAGUCAUGAAAGUGAAUAAUGUACAUAUCUGGUAAAUGUGAUAACUCGAAUAAACGUAUUUAAUUUGAGGGAUAACUCAAUGUAACACUAAUAACUGAAUGUUAUUAAAAAUGUAAAGAUUUAUUAAUCCGUUGUAAUUCUCUCCUCCAAUUCUAUCAAAUAGAUAACCGACGCUUUCAUCUCGUGUAACAAAAAUAUGGAUAAUUGUUCAAUUGUAUUUAUACCCGGUUGUCCUCGUCAUCACACGGGACGAGAUUAAUUUUAGAAAAAUGACGAGUGCAAUUGAAUUCUCUUACGUCGUACCUAGCAUUUACUACGUACGAUCGAUUAACCCCUGGUCCGAUUUAAUGUCGUAUCCAACGACAUUCAAAAUGAAAAUUAAUAUAUUAUUUAUGAUAUUCGCAAUGCUACAGAGUCCAUGAGAAUCCAAAACUCCAGCGAACGUGAAAAAAUUAAACUUCUUCAAAAUAAAACCCAACAAAAAUAUCGAAUUCAAUAGCGAGGAUUUAAAGGGAACACAUCGAUUUAUUCCCAAAUCCAAUUUUUCAGGAAUAUCUCAAAAUCUAACAGAGAUAGCGAAAAUCUUCUCGAAGCCUUUUCUGCGGAGUAAAAUGAGGACUUGGAAAAAGGUCCUGACAACAAUCUCGCUAUCUCCCUGCAAUUCAAUGAUAUCCCUCAAAAACUUCAUGAUGUAAAUCGACUUAUUACAAUUUCCCUCUUCGCUUUUGAAUUAACACCUCCAACGCUCCCCAAUUAAUUGUCUUCUUUCUUCAUGGAAGAACCGAUGGAGAAAUGAAAUAUUAAAAAAAUGUAGGAGCUAGUGGAAGCGAUCACCGGGACAACGGCCCUUGCGUUGAAUAAUACCU
Messenger RNA from Fopius arisanus, 2910 nucleotides. RefSeq names its product ankyrin repeat and death domain-containing protein 1A-like. The record is from RefSeq and is a predicted model, not a curated record. The transcript has 14 exons. Lineage: Eukaryota; Metazoa; Arthropoda; Insecta; Hymenoptera; Braconidae. Gene Ontology annotation, molecular function: NF-kappaB binding. Gene Ontology annotation, biological process: signal transduction; cellular response to tumor necrosis factor. Bases 303 to 1949 code for a protein of 548 amino acids. Gene Ontology annotation, cellular component: cytosol.